Panicum virgatum (switchgrass) is the source of this 1598-nucleotide messenger RNA. Its product is annotated as transcription factor bHLH128-like. Lineage: Eukaryota; Viridiplantae; Streptophyta; Magnoliopsida; Poales; Poaceae. Gene Ontology annotation, biological process: regulation of transcription by RNA polymerase II. The record is from RefSeq and is a predicted model, not a curated record. Gene Ontology annotation, molecular function: DNA-binding transcription factor activity, RNA polymerase II-specific; RNA polymerase II cis-regulatory region sequence-specific DNA binding; protein dimerization activity. Gene Ontology annotation, cellular component: nucleus. Bases 249 to 1151 code for a protein of 300 amino acids. The transcript has 6 exons.
CCCACCCCACCCCCACCUCCAAGUUGCCGUAGUUUUACGCGUGAGCGCACGCGCGCCACCAGCCAAAACCCACGUCCCGCUCCCCGCCUCGCCGCUCGCUCUGCCGACCUCUCUCCCCCCUCCGCCCCUCCCCCUCCAGCCGAUCCAAGUCGAAGCAGCUUUCGCUCGUGCGCGCGGCCGGGGCUAGCUCCGGGGAGAGGGGGUCGUCGUCGUCGUCUCGGCAGUCGGCACUACUAGCUCGGCGCGUCAUGAGGCGCUUCCUGCCCGUCGGAGGAGGAGGAGGCGGGGAGCCGUCGUCCUCGUCGUCGUCGGGCGAGCGCGCGGGCGAGAGGGCCGCGGCGGCGGGGCUAAGGUACGGCGGAGGCGACAUCUCGCGGGGGCACGGGCACGGGCACGGCGGCGGCGGCGGCGACGCGGCGGAGAGGCAGCAGGACGGGUCCAUGGACAUGCUGGCGCGCCACAGCAGCUCGCCGGCCGGCUUCUUCUCCAACCUCAUGGUGGACAACGGGUAUCCGAGCGGAGGCAGCAGCGGUGGUGGCGCCGAGGCACAUCACCCGUCCACGGCCAGCGGCAGCGGCGGCGGCAGGAGGAUGAAGCCGUCCCGGCUCAACUUCACCCGGCCGCCGCAGCAGGCGGGCGGCGCCGCCGGGGGGCACCUCUCGCAGAUCUCCGAGGACGGCGCCUUCCCGGCCAGCCUAGUCGGCGGCGACCGCGCUGGCGAGAGCAGCGGCGGCGCGGCGCGCUCUUUCUCCGGCGGGUUCUCCAUCGUCGGGCCGUGGGAGGAGUCCAGGGACAUCAUCGCCACGCUCAGCGCGUACGACUCCCAGUACAGCGGCGCCAUGGCGGGCACGGCGCUGGAGAUGGCGGCGGGCAUGGACAGGUACAUGCAGCUGCAGCAGGACCAGGUGCCGUUCAAGGUGCGCGCCAAGCGCGGGUGCGCCACGCACCCCAGGAGCAUCGCCGAGCGGGAGCGGAGGACGAGGAUCAGCGAGAAGCUGAGGAAGCUGCAGGAGCUCGUGCCCAACAUGGACAAGCAAACGAGCACUGCCGACAUGCUGGACCUUGCAAUUGAGCACAUCAAGGGCCUGCAGAGCGAACUGCAGGCUCUGAAGCACGAGCAGGAGAAGUGCACCUGCUGCAGGAAGCGCUGACGAUGAUCGAUGCCAUCUCUCUCUCUCUCUCUCUCUCUCUCUCUCUCUCUCUCUCUCUCUCUCUCUCUCUCUCUCUCUCUCCCGAAUUGAUAGAUGUACAUGCAUGGAUGAAGCGGUUAACAUCUUCAUUAAUAGAUUCUCUGCGGGGAGUGUCGAUCGAUGGCGCAUGCAUAUGCUGUCAAAUGGGUGCAUGUGCAGUUGUGCGUGCAGGAAUGGAGGCCCGCCGGCCGUUUCCAAGUGACGACCUGCAUGCAGCAACAAUCAGGCAAUCAAUAGUGGUCAACUAGGCAGUGCAGAAGUUCUGCUCUGAUAAUCCGAUUGUUUUUUUUUGUGUGUGGUGUGUUUCUGAUUGAUCUUUAACUUGGGUUUUAGACCCUUUUCUAGUCUAUCACAAAACAGUUUUGCUAUUUAUGAGCCGCCUGAUUUUGUUCUCUCAAGGGCAAAUUG